Messenger RNA from Scylla paramamosain (green mud crab), 1348 nucleotides. It is a transcript of the gene STUB1, whose product is annotated as E3 ubiquitin-protein ligase CHIP-like. The record is from RefSeq and is a predicted model, not a curated record. The coding region runs from base 120 to 968 and encodes 282 amino acids. The transcript has 7 exons. Gene Ontology annotation, cellular component: Z disc; cytoplasm. Gene Ontology annotation, biological process: proteasome-mediated ubiquitin-dependent protein catabolic process; protein polyubiquitination; cellular response to misfolded protein. NCBI's taxonomy places the organism in Eukaryota, Metazoa, Arthropoda, Malacostraca, Decapoda, Portunidae. Gene Ontology annotation, molecular function: protein-folding chaperone binding; ubiquitin protein ligase activity.
UUAGGCAUCAGCUGUUGCGCUUGGCGAGGCUCCCUGGCAGCGCCAGCCUGUGUUGGUGUCAGCUGAGGUAGUGUAAACAAACAAGGCUGAGGCUGCCGAGGUGCUGAGGAAAUCGUCUAAUGUCACGCAUUAUGACAGAUUUGGAACUCAAGAACAGAGGCAAUAAGCUCUUCUCCGUCAGGAAGUUUGACGAAGCGAUAAAGUGCUACACAGAUGCCAUAGCCAAGAAACCAUCUGUGGCUGUAUAUUACACCAACCGUGCCUUGUGCAACCUUAAACUGAAGAGAUGGGACUUGGUAUGUCAGGACUGCCGCACAGCGCUCGAGAUAGACCCAACUCUGGUCAAGGCUCACUUCUUCUUGGGCCAGGCAUUGCUAGAGAUGGACAACUUUGAUGAGAGUAUAAAACAUUUAACAAGAGCACAUGACCUGGCCAAGGAGCAGAAGGUGAACUAUGGUGAUGACGUGGCCUGCAUGAUCCGAGUGGCACGGAAGCGCAGGUUCAACGUUGCAGAGGAGAAACGAAUCUCACAAGAAAUAGAACUGCAGACUUACCUCAACAGACUAAUCUUGGAAGACCGAGACAGACAGAUUGAUGAAGUGCGAAGGAAAUAUGAGAAUGACGAAGACAGGUCACAGGAGGAGGUGAUGAGGAUAGAACAAGAAACAGAUAACUACAUCACAGAAGUCAACACCAUGUUUGCUCGUCUGGAUGAGAGAAGAAGAAAGCGGGAAGUUCCGGAUUACUUGUGUGGCAAGAUCAGCUUUGAGAUUCUGCGAGAGCCAGUGGUGACUCCCAGCGGCAUCACCUAUGACCGUAAAGACAUUGAGGAACACUUACAGCGUGUGGGCCACUUUGAUCCCAUCACCCGAACAGACCUGACGGUGGAUCAGCUGAUGCCCAACUUAGCCAUGAAGGAAGUGGUUGAUGCCUUCCUGUCAGAGAAUGAGUGGGCCCUUGAUUACUAGCCUGGUGUUGCCAAUACCACCACCACCACCACCACCACCACCACCACCACCACCACUGUUAUCAUCCAAGUCAUUCAUAUUGGUACUUAGCAUGGCUGAAGGCAAAGUCAAUUGGCAGUUUAUGGUGAUGGCUGUGUGUUGGAGACAUAACAUACCUUUGGGGGAAAUGUAUCACUUGCAUCAGUCCACCAUCAGUACAAGGCUAUAGGUGUAAUUUUUAUAUAGUGAGUAUAUGUAAGUGAUUGAAGGAAGGGAGGGAGGUGUCUUCAGGUGACUAUGUUUUUUCACACACACACACACACACACACACACACACACACACACACACACACACACACACACACACACACACACACACACACACACACACACACACACAU